Messenger RNA from Colletotrichum graminicola M1.001, 1849 nucleotides. RefSeq lists its product as uncharacterized. The record is from RefSeq and is a predicted model, not a curated record. Gene Ontology annotation, biological process: proteolysis. The annotation marks the transcript as partial. Gene Ontology annotation, molecular function: cysteine-type peptidase activity. NCBI's taxonomy places the organism in Eukaryota, Fungi, Ascomycota, Sordariomycetes, Glomerellales, Glomerellaceae. The transcript is spliced from 4 exons.
AUGACGCCACCAACGACUGGCCUGCAUGGCCUCCGCCCCCGCGUACCGAAAGUGCAAGACGCCGACCCCGACACCGACACCGAUAUGUAUCUUGAGAUGCGAACGUUCAUGUCCCACGUGCCGACCUGCGAUACCGGAACACUAUCCGCCAUCACCGCCCAUACCCAACAGUUUAUCACCGCUGUGCCCCCGCAGAUAGAGCCUGAAGCACGAGUUGCUAUUGCUAGACAGGUUCCUCUCAUCAGGCACGCCGGAAAAGAGGCGACCAAAGGCCUACCUACUGACGAGGCUGCGAGCGUCAAGAAACAUUCCAACAGCCUAAUGAAAUCCGCCAAUACACACAAAGUCCACCAACAUUACGUCGACUUCUUGGACAGGGCUUGGGGUUCUCGGGAAGCCUGGCUCCCGUCUUCAUAUUGCAAGGCCCAGAACUCUCGAGGUGAGACGCCCGGGAACAACAUCAUAUCGUACAUCAGGCGAAUCACCCAAAGCGCCCUCCACCACCAGAUCCCCCUCGCAUCACUGUGGGCCGACGGUGGCGUACUGAGGGACGCGGCAAACAAGAGGAACCCGCCCAAAAUCAUCGCUAAAAUACUGGCAGAGGCCUCCAAAGCCUAUGAGGAGCAGUAUCCCAUCCCCAAGCGAGGACGGACAGCACGCUCCGUGGGAGACACGGCCGAGCACGAACCGGAAGCACCAGAAACACCAGAGGUAGCCCGGUCUACAAGAGACAUGGCCGAGCAAACACCAGAAGCACCAGAAACACUAGAGGAACGCGGUCCCGAACCAGACACCCCUGCAACAGGACAAGCCAAUCCCCAAAGCACGACGCCAACCCGGCCGCCCCCCGACAAUUCCAACAGCUUGGAGCUUUCCCCUCAGUUAGCCCUCGGCGCUAAUAGCUCUGUCGUCGCGUCAGAGAGUUUCGAUGACACGCAGGAUCCGUUUCCAGUACUAAUCACGAAUGACGACGAUGACGGCAAGAUGAUUGCAGAGUCCUUGCCCCUCUCCUCAGACUCGUCAGACUCCUUCGAAGUGUUGGACCUGGGACCGAGUGUUGAUCAGCGCGUGCGUAGACGAGGCACAAUUUACUCCAGCAACGUCCAUGUUUUGGGUAGCGACGACAGCCCACAUGGUUCUCCGGCUGCUGCACAUGCUCGGCCACAAGUCUGGGCGCCAGCAGACGGCAUGUCCAACGCCGCACUCCAACUGGCGUCGUCCGACGCCAUGCUGCAGGGUGACACGCUGUGGAUCCUUGUCAAGGCCAUCUCGUCGCACGCGCAGCAUCUUCUCACAAGCCGGUCGAUACAGAUCAUUGACCCCCUCGGAAUCGAGAUACCCACUUCUGGCGAGACUCGCUCCCGUCUUCACCGUCUGCAGCAGUUCAGAACUACCCUGACAUACGUCCACCACGCAACAGAUCAUUGGUCAUUGGCACAGGUCACCGUGCACAGAAAUGAAAAUGACGGACUGCGCAUUCGAGUCAGCCAUUACGAUUCCGCCAGCCAGGUUGCGGCGACUGAUCGAGUGAGGAAGGCAUUCUCAUCGAUAGUAUCACAAGAAGCCCCUGGUUCCAGCUUCGAGUUUGAAGCAAUGGAAUGCCCCCAGCAGGAGGAUUGUUAUAGCUGUGGCAUCUUUGCGACAGUCUUUCUCACUCAUCUUAUUCAUGGAACAGAGAUGCCCCAUUCCAUCGACCCGCAACAAGAGAGGCGCCAGUUCCAGAAGCUUUUGGGGGAUUUUGAACGACAGACCGCUGACGCGAGCAACGCGAGCAUCGACCUCACGCGCAAGUCUCUCGACAAGGUCACGGGCGGGUCACACGCCAGGCCGGACGAAAAGUCAAGGUCUA